AUGGAAUAUGACAACAAUCACGAUGAUGAUCAGCAGCAGCAGUAUUACCAACAAGAGUCGCACAGCCAACAGCAUCAACAAACCUCGACAGCGACAGUGAACCAAGCUAAUGCUCCGAAAAAAUCAUCAAAGCAAAAUAAUGCUCUGCCACUUUGGGGUAACGAAACGUCGAUGAACCUUAACCCAUUGAUUUUAGCAAACAUUCAGGGAUCUAGCUAUUUUAAAGUGUCCUUGUUCAAACUAAAGACUUACCAUGAAGUUGUAGACGAAAUAUAUUACCAAGUAAAACACUUGGAACCAUGGGAACGAGGAUCUCGAAAAACAGCGGGACAAACUGGAAUGUGUGGAGGUGUCAGAGGCGUAGGAGCAGGCGGAAUUGUUUCGACAGCUUUUUGUUUGUUGUAUAAACUAUAUACAUUACGUUUAACACGGAAGCAGGUUAAUGGACUUCUUUCACAUGGCGAUUCUCCAUACAUACGUGCACUAGGAUUUAUGUAUCUAAGGUACACUCAACCACCAGGGGAUCUGUUCGAUUGGUACGAACCAUAUCUUUUAGACGAAGAGGAAAUCGAUGUUAAAGCAGGAGGUGGUCAGUUGUUAACAAUUGGGCAAAUGAUCCGACAAUGGCUUACAAAAUUGGACUGGUUUUCAACACUAUUUCCACGUAUACCGGUACCAAUGCAAAAACAGAUUGAUGCUAAACUUAAUCAAUAUGCUCGGGAAAACGGAGUGUCCUUUGUAGAUACGCAGCCCGAGCGUGGUGGUGGAGCUCCUGCUACAGGUGGAAAAGCAAGUCGUGGUGGAGUUGGCGGUGCGUCAGCGGUGGUUUCUCGAGCAGGAUCCACCGCGGGAUUUACAGAUGAAAGGGAAUCAGGACGCUACGACCGUGGAGUUGCAGAACAGUCUUUUAAGGAAAAAGCAGUCAAGCGGGAAAUGUUUGACCACUGUGAUCGAGAUGCAGGAUAUAGAAACCGUUACGAACGUUAUGAUGAACGACGUCGUGACCGUAAUCCUAAAGAUUACAGAGGACAGGACUCCGAUCGUGACAAGGACAGAGAAAGGUACAAAGAGCGUGAUCGCGAAAGAGAUAGGCACAGAGAACGUGAUCGGGAACGCAAUCGGGAUAGAUCGCGAGACCAUCGUGACCGUAAAGAAAAAUCUCGCAGUGAUCGAAGGUCAAGGAGUCGCGAUCGAGAUUACCACCGAGAUCGAAGACAACAUUAGCGCUUUACGAGACAAAACAUAAUCCUUUGUCACAUUUUUGUAUAAUUUUUAGGAACAAAUUUCUUCAAUUAUCGCCACCGGCUGAUGGUAUGCCUGAAUUGAAUUGAA
Messenger RNA from Anopheles nili, 1332 nucleotides. RefSeq names its product pre-mRNA-splicing factor 38B-like. Bases 1 to 1224 code for a protein of 407 amino acids. The transcript has 6 exons. The record is from RefSeq and is a predicted model, not a curated record. Gene Ontology annotation, cellular component: precatalytic spliceosome. NCBI's taxonomy places the organism in Eukaryota, Metazoa, Arthropoda, Insecta, Diptera, Culicidae.